Messenger RNA from Aureobasidium namibiae CBS 147.97, 603 nucleotides. RefSeq lists its product as uncharacterized. Lineage: Eukaryota; Fungi; Ascomycota; Dothideomycetes; Dothideales; Saccotheciaceae. The annotation marks the transcript as partial. The transcript has a single exon. The record is from RefSeq and is a predicted model, not a curated record.
CAUCCGAGAGUCGUCGAUCUGAUGUCUCUACUCGACCGAUGUAUCUCACGUCUCCUACUGCGUCCACUUCCUUCCGACAUCAAUCUGGACUCGGUGCAGGCUUUACUUCUGUACGCACAGUGGAUGUCAUCCGAUGAGAAACAUCGUGAAGACGCAUCACGCCCGCCGUCGUCCCCAAGAAGCAGGUACAAUGAUGUCAGUGCCUGGGCCGUGCUAGGCCUUGCAGCUCGCUAUGCAAAGCUACUUCGCAUCAACCAACAUCUGGUAACCAUAGGACAAAAUGACUACUACGAGGAUGACUUUGCCCGCUUCAGGACAUACUAUAAUCUGAUAUCGUGUGAUUUCAAUCUGAUGCUGAGCUCAGGUUUGCCAGUCUCCAUCGAUCCGACGUCAACGCGACAAGGAAUGCAUGAGCUCGUUGGAAGCGAUCGCUCUCAACUGCCAGGCGAUUUGAGAAUUGUGGCCCUGAUUGAGCUGGUGAGUCUAACCUAUCAGACACUAACCAAAUGUGGCGACUUUUCUGGUCGUAAGCUGGAUCCGAGAUCCUUGAGGUCUUUGAAUAUAGAUUUGGAUCAAUGGGAAAGACUUUGGACUGUCAAGUUG